GUGCGAGGGAGCACACGGUGGCGGAGGUUGAGAAUCGCGUGUUAGAGAGAGGGUAGAGAGGCGAGUAGAGGCGAUCGGCUCUCUCGGAUCAGCUGUGAGAGCGGCGUGGCGCCGUGUGCCGCGGCUCUGACCCGCUGUCAGUUGCCCGAGCCCUGUGCUACGGUUAGGACCGUGCAAUCGUCACCUUUUUUAACGAGCACGAGACAAGCUCCGGCGACGUAUCGAGACGAACGGGCUUCGCGCGUCGACUAGUCUUCGCCUGGGAACCGCUCGUGUCCCAUUCGAACGAAUUGGCCGAACGAGAAGAGCGUGGUCGCCGAUCGAUUCGCCGAUCCCGCAGUCCUCGUGGAUUUGGUUCAGCGAUCGCCGAGGACAAUUGUACCGAGCCGAUCCGCUCUCGAAGAAGAAACGCGAUCGUGAUCGUGAUCCACCGUUGAUCCGUUCCAAUUGAUUUCGAAAGAAUCAUCGAACCAGAGAAUAAUAUAUAUCGCGAGUUGUUCGAAAUUGCUUCUCGAUCGUUCAAAUCCUUGCGUUUCGAUCAUCGUGUCUAGACGAUAGAGGGGGGAGGAGGGAGAGGCUGAGUUCGAAUAUCGUGGUGGUUCUUGUGGUGGAUUAAAGUGGUUAAUUCGAGGUUAAUUCAGAGAGAAGAAGAAGAAGAAGAAGAAGAAGAAAAAGAAAAAGAAGAAGAAGCCGCAUGCCUCGCUGACAAGUUCUCAGGAUGGUCUGGUAGAGGAGAAGGAGGCGGAGGAGAAGAGAGAGAGAGAGAGAGAGAGAAAGAGAGAGGAAGAGAGAAAGAGAGAGAGAGGUCUGAUGGUUCGAUCGCGAGAAAUGGCGUGCGGAAUAUCGUUCGAAGCGACUGCCACGAGCACGGUACUUUUCCUGCUGGUACUGCUGAAGGCGGCACUGGUGUGGGACGAAGUACACGGUGCUCCAGCGAAGAGGAACGACAUACUCGCGGGCACGGAAUUCCUGUCCGUUUUCAUAAACGGCGCCAUGGCGACACCACCGCAGCGGCGCAGAGGUUUCAGACGCGGAGGACAGUCGGCCACGUCAGGAGACAGCGCGACAGCGGAAUCUCAUCAGCACGAGGCGUCGAUUUAUCGAAUAUCGCGCAAUCCCGGAAACAGACAGGUGGUCCCAAGAGCGAGGAACACAAGCGGGCGUGAAGAGGUGGUUCGAUUCUAUCCCAUAAGUCACAAAACGUUGGAGAACAGGCAGCAGAAUCUGGCGUCGUUGAUCGACGAGUUGACCACCACCGGCGACAUAUCCUCGACGAGGCUUGCUCCCCAGAGUUCGAUUAGCGCGACGACGACAGCCACGUCGACAGGCACUACGCGGGAGAAGUCGAGGACGAACGCGACGACGACGAGCGUCAACUCGACCAACAAAGGGGUCGUAGGUCGGCAAAAGGUUAUAGGCGUCAGCGUGACGUCCACCGUCGAGGCCACGCCGUACAAGGUCAGGGUGGAACAUUACGACAAUACGGACGCGACGGUCGUCUCGCGGCCUCCGAGCUCCAUCUCGAUCUCGUCCAAAGACGUUACGAAGGAGACAAGGAACGGCACGGCGAGGGCUUCCACAACCACGAGGACCACGACCGCGAGAACAACGUCGACUACGAUCAGCGCGACAACCACGACCACUGUCCUUUCCACGAGGACGACCACGACUACCACGACCACGACCACACCAUCGUCCUCCAGCUUCGUCACGGAGGAUCUUAGCAACAUCGUAUCCGAGUCGAACAGGAGCGAGUUUUCCGUGGACGAGGGAUCGCCCAGCACCAGUUGGCGAUCAGCCAAUCAUCAGAGCUCGAUCACGCCUGGCCCACUCGCCAAACACACCCCGUCGUUCGCCCAACAUCGAAAGACGAACGGCACCACUGGAAGAAGCGUUUCCUCCGGGGAUACGAUCACUCUGCCAGCGGAGGACAACUACGAAUUACCCGAGGAGAACGAGGAACCUAAAGAGCCGAGCGAGGAGCCCGUAGAGGUACAAUCGGAACGGUACCAGGCGGUGCAAGGACGAAAGGCAGGCAGACACUUCGACGCUUCCCACUACAAUCGACCGAGUAACAAGAUGUACGGCCAAUCGUCGAAGGGCUACAACAAAUCACCACGACCGUACAGCGAGCCGGCCAAGUCCUACAGCGAGCCGGCCAAAGUGUACAGCGAGCCUGAGAAAGUGUACGGGGAGCCGGCCAAGGUGUACAGCGAGCCGGCCAAGGUUUACAGCGAGCCGGCCAAAGUGUACGGUGAGCCUGCCAAGGUGUACAGCGAGCCUGCCAAGGUCUACAGCGAGCCUGAAAAGGUGUAUUCCGAACCGUCGAAAGUCUACUCGGAACCUGCCAAGGUAUACUCUGAACCUGCCAAGGUGUACUCUCAACCGGCCAAGGUGUACAGCGAGCCUAGCAAGCUCUACGAUUCCGAGGGACACCCGUUGAAUCGGCAGGGAGAACCUGACGAGCAGAAUUACGAAGUAGACGAGUCGGUGAGCGUGAGCAGCAAUGGAAACGUGCACGGGCCCCAGAUGAUGCUCACCGAACCUUCGAACGCCUCCGAGGUGGAGGAUGGCCACAAAGUGGGCUACGUGGUCGAGGGUAGGAAUUACAGGAAGUACAGAGUCGAGGAGAGGACUCCGGAUGGCUUCAUCGUUGGGGAAUACGGGGUCGUGAGCCAUGACGAUGGUUCCUUGAGGGGUGUCAGGUACACUGCGGAUGGUACCAUCAACCCUCGGUUAAUUUAUGACGCGCUGAUGAAAUUUCUGGCCUUGUGAAAGGUGAAGAGGUGAGACAGAUGUGGACAGAAGUGUUGAACGAGGGAGGUACGGAGUCGACGACGUGUCGCGUGGCUUUUGUCGAAAUCGACAACGAGACAGAGCGAUUAAUCGUGAUUUUAAUUGGAUCAGGAGGUAAUCUAGCGAUUGUUCAAAUUCUAAGGUGAAAUUGAAUAUUUCACGAAUGUGUGUCUACGUUUUAUUUGUGUAUUCAUCGUGUCGCCAUUGUCGAAGAUAAUAUUGCGUAAGACCGAGAAAUUCAAUGUCAUCGCUGAGCAAGGAUAAAACGAACGAUUAAACGAGCUUCACGAACAAGCGAACGAAAACUUGGACUCGUUAGGCGCGAACGGUUAUCUUUGGUCGGUCGUCACUCCGUCGUUUCUGAGGUCUAAGGAAAAGGUCACAGCGAUUCUCCGCUGACUUGGCUGAUCCAGUCUUUCGUCAGAGAGGUUGAAAUUACAAAGAAUACCAAUUUAAACAUUAUUAUUCAUCGCUUGUUAAAAUUAAAGUGUACAACGCGAUAAUGGACACUGAUUAUUAUUUUUCUUUCGAUAUGUAUAAAUCGGUAUAUUUAUUUUUAUUUCAAUUUCCCAAUCUGUAACAGUAUCAAAAAUUUAAAGAAAAAAAAAACAUAAAUAUUCUAUGAGAAUAGUUUCGAUUGCAUAAAGCAAUGUGUAUAUCAUCUUUUCGUAGAGUUAAACUUCACGUAAAUAUUUGUACGAUAUUACUUAAAUUGAAAAUUGGCAUAUCUAUAUUCUACAAAUAUAUAUUAAUUAAUAUCUUCUCAUAGAAAAUAACUGAAUUGUAUAUUUUAAUUAUUUGCUUGAAAACAUUGAAUCAAUUGUGAUACUUCGUACAUAUUACUCGAAAAUCAAUUUUAUCGUUAUUAUCAAUGCCAUUACAUUGUAAAAACAAUAAUUCAAUUCGCUGUCUCGUCAAAAGCGACGCGAUUAAGUCGACGGUAAACGAAAACGACUGAUUCUUUCGCUCUUGCCAACGCAACUGCCUCAACCGAUUAAUAUUUAAGAAUGGCCUUCCACCAGGAGAUCUCGCUGGUGUCUGGCGUCGGUGUCCACUCUUUUUUGACGGGAAGGAAAAGAUGGUCGCUGGACGAUUCGAUCGGGCGAAAUGCGUGGAAUUCGAAGCGAAACAAUUCUCGUUGCGAAACAAAAGUACGCUUCCCUUUCGAUGGCGAAAGCGAUACCUAACCUAACUUUUGUGCGCUCGCUCGCCUCCUCGAUGGCCUUUGAGAAGACUCUCGAGCGGCAAUUUCUUUUCCCUUCGUUCGUCUAGCGAUUCGAAAACUCCUCGAUCGUGGCGCCACGUAGUUGCGUAAAUUUUUGUGAUCGCGUUAAUCGCGCAAGCGUGUUUUCUUUUUCUCGAGAUUUGUUAAAAUUAGGAAGGUGGUGGUAGUGGUGAUGGAGAUACGACGCACGGUGUUCGGUGGUUCAGUCGAUGAUUGGAUUGUUCUUGGUAAAGAUAUUUUUCGUACAAUGACUUUUUUUUCCUUUUUUUUUUCAUUUAAUUCCGAGAUUAACGCUAGAAUCAUGAAAUUCCGAAUCAAUUCGAGCUUCAGAUUCUUUUUCUUUAAUCAUUAAAAGCAAGUGCAAGUGCUUAUUUUUAUAAUUCCCUAUUUUAACUUUAGUGUUUCAACUGUGUAAUAUAUUUAGAUAUAAGUUGGCAGCGUUAAUUCGAAAAAAAAUGUGAAGAAAAUCCUUUGUCACGCAUAAAUUGUACAAUUUGUUAAGUAAAAAAUAUGAUCGUUAUAUAGAAAAGAAUCGACUGAACGUAUAUGUCGCGUGCUUUCGUCACUGCGACGCUUCUGUGAUGAAAAAGCGGAUCGAGAAGUCGCAGCUGCCCGGGCCUCCAUUUUGGAUUCACUCUUACCAAGUUAAUUUAACACCUUUAUCUCGAUCGCCUGAAACUCGAAGGCUCCGCAGCUGCGGCCAAAUUGCUGACUUGUCACGGCAGCGUCUCUGCGCACUUCUUUGUAGGAUUUAUGUAUCUAUUGUGCUAAGCUCUUUAAAGACGUUCCCGCGUCAUGGAAGUAUCUCACUCGUCGAGAGAGCCGUAUAAACGAUAACGUUAUUUUAUUAUUAGGGUUUUAAAUAGCUCAUUCUUCCUCAUUACCUCAAUCUUUGAGAUAGUUCCUUCUGCCAUUUAAAUAACGUGUAAUUCGCCUUAAAUUAUAAACACGAUCUCGAACAGAAUUGUUACUUCGAACGAUCCGAAUAAGACAGUAAUAUAAAAUAUUUUUCGGACAAAAAUUGUAUUAUAUUAUCUUGUAUCAUUUAGCGAUAAUUUAAAUAAUAUAGAUAUUAUUAUAUAAUAAUAUAGAUAUUAAAAUGACUUGAUAUGAUAUGAGGGACGAAAAAAUUCUUUAAAGAAAUUUCUUUCAAAUGAUUAAAUAUAAUGGUUGCAAUAGAUUUUUUUUUACACGCGUAUAUACACAAGAUUUAUAUAUUUUGAAUUAUUUGAUAUAGUUUUAUAUCAAAAAGACGAAUUUUAACUUAAAAUCACACUUUGGUCGUUUUUUAUUAAUUAAAGAAUUUUAUAAAGAAAAUUACAAGUAAAUAUUCAUAUCGUUCGAGGGAAAAAUCCUUGUCUUGAUCUUUCAGGCACGUCUGCUCGAAACUUUUCCGAUCGACCACGGAAAAACGAAUCUCGAAGCGGACGUGAGGUCUGUUCGCGUGGAAUCGAUGAAACUCGUUCGCUCGAAUGUUGCUCAUCCUCGUAGGUUUAAGUUGCGCGUUCAUCGUCUCUAUUUUUUAUUAUAUGUAAGAGUAAAGUAUUCUGAUAUUAGUUACACGUGAUACCAUUAUGAUUUAAGAAAACUGUCUCUCUUUAACGUUAGGCGUUACAACGAUAAGUCUAAUGUUUAUUAUUGAAAUAUUAUAGCGCUGUGCAACCAUUGUCAUUUCGUCGAAUACAACUUUGUAAUAAAUUCCAUUGUCAUAAUA
Apis cerana (Asiatic honeybee) is the source of this 5735-nucleotide messenger RNA. RefSeq lists its product as uncharacterized. The record is from RefSeq and is a predicted model, not a curated record. Lineage: Eukaryota; Metazoa; Arthropoda; Insecta; Hymenoptera; Apidae.